Molecule: messenger RNA, 261 nt
Organism: Lodderomyces pseudojiufengensis
Lineage: Eukaryota; Fungi; Ascomycota; Pichiomycetes; Serinales; Debaryomycetaceae
Exons: 2
Coding region: 1-261 (86 amino acids)
Source: RefSeq, a predicted model, not a curated record
AUGUUUCAAGUAUUAGCUAAUGUCCAAAUCCACAAUACCACAAUAAAUAAUUUAUUGACUCAAACAAAAGAAGAAGAAGCAAAAAGAUUUGGAUUAGAAAAUCAAGUUGAAAGAAAUCCUGAUCCAGAUUUCAAUAAAGCUGAAAAUGAAAGACCAUCGUUUGAUUUUGAUUUAAAAUGGAGUUAUACACAAAUUCCUGAGAAAGAUUGGAAAGUUGGAUCAGGUGCAAAUAAUAAUGAUUGGAAAACCAUGAAAAAUUAG